AUGCUCUUACUUUCUAUUAUUCGUCUCUUCCUAGCUUCAGCGGUGGUUUGCUCUGCACAACCGCUAGAAGCGCGACAAUCGACUAGUUCUUUCAAUCUGUAUGCGUACGGGGAAGGCAUCAGCGGACUGCCUGUUUUCUAUAAAGAUGGUAUUUCUCUGCAACAACUUACUUUCAUAAUCAAAGGUGGUCUGAUUGUUGUUUCUUUCACAGGUACUGCUCAAGUCGUGGAUUUAUCCAAAAUCGACACAUCUCCGAUGACCCAGGUCUACUUCACCUAUUCGGACAGUUCUUCGAGCACCUGGGUAGCACAUCCUCGUUCCACUGACACUACUACCAUCGCCAGCUCUGCCCCCUUCACAACCAACUUGAUAUACCUGGCCCAGGGAGAUACGGCUAAUCAGGUCAGCUUCACCGGAACAUCCGAGACUGCGCGGUCAGGGAAGCUCACUGACGUGUGGUCGCUGUACGGCAAUUAUGUCCUCGUCAGCGUAAGUGGAGCCAACUUCUACGCUAAAUCCACUGGUACGGACGGCUUGUACUCCCUGCUCUGGAGUACUUCGGCAGAGGCCAUGACAGACACUAUCUCGCUGACAUUACGGACUAUUGAGCCGGCGACGCAGUCUGUGUUGAGCUGA
Molecule: messenger RNA, 636 nt
Organism: Penicillium arizonense
Lineage: Eukaryota; Fungi; Ascomycota; Eurotiomycetes; Eurotiales; Aspergillaceae
Exons: 2
Coding region: 1-636 (211 amino acids)
Source: RefSeq, a predicted model, not a curated record